CAUACGUCCUCUCAGUUUAUAUUUUUAUUCCAUUAUCUACAAUCGUUUUGUUAGAAAAAGUACAAAAAUUAAUUAAAUGUAACAGUGCUUGUGAUAUAAAAAAUAAUGAUUCAAGUGCAUCAUAUUUAAAUCAAUUAAUUUUUUUAAAAUCUUAGAAAUGAAUUUAAAGCAGCUAUGGAGAAAUAUCCAUUAAAAGGAAAUUCUACGAUACGUUUAAGUGGUCCUGCUUCUUAUCAAUCGGUUACUAAAAAAGUAAGUAAGAAACGCCCAGGAGACUCCACAAAUCACAUAGUGGAACGAGUGGAUCAUCCUUUGAGCGGCACGAUGCCCUCGGACGGACCCCAACAGCAUAAUCCAGUGUCGGACUCGGGCGAUUUUUCGCCAGACGAAUUCGGCAAACGUAUAUUUCCUCCCGGAUCCACACAGUUGACCCUGGAUGAUGAUAAUGGAUCAGCAAAUUUGGCAAUUAAAUUUGAGGGUCUCUCUAGUGGUGGCAUAUCAUUUGCUGGUAUGCAAGGUGAAAGCGAUGAUAUUCCUGGGAUUGGGCAAUAUGAUGAUUUCCAUACGAUAGAUUGGCAACGUGAUAUAGCCAGAGAUCGAAUGAGACAUCGAUAUAUUGUUAAAAAACGACAAGACUCUAUACUAGACCUGAUAAAGGGUGCCCAUGAUGCCUGGUCAGGUUGGGUGUGUGUUCUCCUAGUCGGGCUGGUGACAGGAGCUAUUGCAGGCGUCAUAGAUAUCGGAGCAAGUUGGAUGACGGAUUUAAAGAACGGUGUUUGCCCACAAGCCUUCUGGUUGAAUAGAGAACAAUGUUGUUGGUCAUUGAAUGAAACAACCUUUGAUGAUGGAAAUUGCUCACAAUGGCUCACUUGGCCUGAGGUUUUUGGACAACCUAGAACUGGAGCGGGGGCUUACAUAAUUGCUUAUUUGUUUUAUAUUAUUUGGGCAUUGAUUUUUGCUUCUUUGGCAGCCUCUUUGGUGCGCAUGUUUGCACCUUAUGCUUGUGGGUCAGGUAUACCAGAGAUUAAAACCAUUCUGAGUGGUUUCAUCAUCAGAGGAUAUCUUGGAAAAUGGACAUUGAUUAUUAAAAGUGUAGGAAUCAUGUUGUCUGUAUCAGCUGGAUUGAGUUUGGGUAAAGAAGGUCCUAUGGUACACAUUGCCAGCUGUAUAGGUAAUAUAUUGUCUUAUUUGUUUCCUAAAUAUGGUCGGAAUGAAGCAAAGAAACGAGAGAUUUUAUCAGCAGCUGCAGCAGCUGGUGUAUCUGUUGCAUUUGGAGCACCUAUUGGAGGUGUGCUUUUCAGUUUGGAAGAGGUGAGCUACUAUUUCCCAUUGAAGACCUUAUGGAGAUCAUUCUUCUGUGCUUUGAUAGCAGCUUUCAUAUUGCGAUCCAUAAAUCCAUUUGGAAAUGAGCACUCUGUCCUUUUCUAUGUGGAAUACAAUAAACCUUGGAUAUUUUUUGAACUGAUACCUUUCAUAGGCCUUGGAAUAAUUGGUGGUGUUGUAGCAACGCUGUUUAUAAAAGCUAAUUUGUACUGGUGUCGCUACCGUAAAUUUUCUAAACUAGGACAGUACCCCGUUGCAGAAGUUUUAGUUGUUGCUGUUGCAACAGCAGUGAUUGCUUAUCCUAAUCCUUACACCAGGAUGAAUACUAGUCAACUGAUUUAUUUACUAUUCAGCCAAUGCGGGAUUUCCAAUUCUGAUCCUUUGUGUGAUUACAAUCGCAAUUUCACUGAUGUUAAAUCAGCUAUAGAAAUAGCAGCAGCUGGUCCUGGUGUCUACCAGGCUGUGUGGUUGCUCCUGAUUGCUUUGGUACUGAAAUUGGGAAUGACUGUAUUUACCUUUGGUAUGAAAGUACCAUGUGGUCUGUUUAUCCCAAGUUUAUGCCUAGGAGCUAUUAUGGGUAGAAUUGUGGGCAUUGGAAUUGAACAAUUGGCUUACUAUUAUCCAAAAUUAUGGUUCUUUUCUGGUGAAUGCUCAACUGGAGACAAUUGCAUCACACCGGGCCUGUAUGCUAUGGUGGGCGCUGCAGCUGUUUUAGGUGGUGUCACUAGAAUGACAGUUUCUCUGGUGGUAAUAAUGUUUGAACUGACUGGUGGUGUACGUUAUAUCGUGCCCUUAAUGGCAGCAGCUAUGGCUUCCAAAUGGGUUGGUGAUGCUUUGGGCAGACAGGGUAUAUAUGAUGCCCAUAUACAGCUUAAUGGAUAUCCAUUCUUGGACAGUAAAGAUGAAUUUGCACAUACAUCUUUAGCUGCAGAUGUCAUGCAACCCAAGAGGAAUGAAACAUUAAGUGUAAUCACUCAAGACUCGAUGACUGUGGAUGAUGUUGAAGGUUUACUGAAAGAAACUGAGCACAAUGGAUAUCCAGUUGUUGUUUCCAGAGAAUCUCAGUAUCUUGUUGGAUUUGUUUUGAGGAGGGACUUAAAUCUAGCCAUAGCCAAUGCUAGACGCAUGAUCGAUGGGAUAACAGGACAAAGUUUGGUACUUUUCAUAAAUGGCCCUACAGUGCAAAGUUUAGGACCUCCACCUUUGAAACUAAAGAAAAUAUUAGAUAUGGCUCCAAUAACAGUGACUGAUCAAACACCAAUGGAAACUGUGGUGGAUAUGUUUAGAAAACUAGGUUUACGUCAGACAUUAGUCACACACAAUGGGCGUUUGCUCGGUGUUAUAACUAAAAAAGAUGUUUUACGACAUGUAAAACAAAUGGAUAAUGAAGAUCCUAAUAGUAUACUUUUUAAUUAAUAUUUACAUAUAUGUAUUAAAUAAUAAAUGUUAAGUUGCAUAAAAAUCCAUAAAACUAUGUAGGUGUACAUUUUAAUGGCUAUUCUUCAUAUACCUAAAUGAAAAGACUAAAAAGAAACCAAUUUUUAAAAUAUUUAGGUAUUUGAUAUAAUACAUAUUUAUUUUAAUAUGAAUAGUAUUUUGUGUAAUUUAAUUGAAGGCAUCACAAAUUAAAUUGUGUAAUUGUUAUA
Molecule: messenger RNA, 2969 nt
Organism: Ctenocephalides felis (cat flea)
Lineage: Eukaryota; Metazoa; Arthropoda; Insecta; Siphonaptera; Pulicidae
Gene: ClC-c
Product: H(+)/Cl(-) exchange transporter 5
Exons: 17
Coding region: 175-2739 (854 amino acids)
Biological process (GO): chloride transport; transmembrane transport
Cellular component (GO): membrane; Golgi apparatus; synaptic vesicle
Molecular function (GO): voltage-gated chloride channel activity
Source: RefSeq, a predicted model, not a curated record